AUGGAGCCCCAGUUUGACCAGUUCCUGCAGUUUCACCCCAUCCAUGGGACGAACGUCCAGCUGGACCUCACGGGAACGCAGGCGACCCGAGUGGAAAGCUUCGCCAACGGCGUUUGUUUCAGCAGAACCCCCUUAAAACCCGGCGAGAUCUUUCUCAUCGAGAUAGAGGAGAAGGAGCUGGGCUGGUGUGGCCACCUUCGGGUCGGACUGACCGCCAGGGACCCUGCAAGCUUCCAGGAGGUCCCCGAGUACUCCAUCCCAGAUCUGACCGACCAGGGGGACAGCUGGGUGUUUGCGAUCACUCGCAACCACAACAAAGUCGUGGAGGAGGGUGAGGGCCCAGAAAACGAAGAUGGAGGUCACAGGUUGGGGCGCGGGGAAGCUGAAGUUCAAAGAGACGGAGAUGGCCACGACUCGAAGACGAAAAGCUUCUUCACGGAUACUCACCUCUACAUCGAGAAUGUUUGCCUCCCCAAAGACAAGCUGGUUGGUCGCAGUCGUCCCGGACGCUUCAGCCACAUCCUGGACGAUCUGUACAAGACCAACACUCUGCCCCCCACAGCCAGGCGCAGCAGAAUCGGAGUCCUGUGGGUCCCGAGGACCCGGGGUCAGGCUGACAUGCACAUCGUAAUCAACGGCGAGGACAUGGGAGCCUCCGCCAAGGGGAUCCCAACCACCAACCCGUUGUACGCCGUGGUGGACGUCUUUGCUGCCACCAAGUGUGUCCGCAUCGUUCAAGUGGAGUACGGCUUUUCAUCAUUGCAAACACUGUGCAGGAAGGCCAUCCAGAAGAACAUCGUCCACAGGAUGGCGAUCGACUGGCUGGAGCUGCCUGAGGCGCUAAAGCAUAUCUGCAAAUAUGAAUGA
Oryzias melastigma (Indian medaka) is the source of this 867-nucleotide messenger RNA. It is a transcript of the gene neurl2, whose product is annotated as neuralized E3 ubiquitin protein ligase 2. The coding region runs from base 1 to 867 and encodes 288 amino acids. Gene Ontology annotation, molecular function: ubiquitin protein ligase activity. The record is from RefSeq and is a predicted model, not a curated record. Gene Ontology annotation, biological process: intracellular signal transduction. The transcript has 2 exons. Lineage: Eukaryota; Metazoa; Chordata; Actinopteri; Beloniformes; Adrianichthyidae.